This is a messenger RNA of Aptenodytes forsteri (emperor penguin), 5960 nucleotides long. It is a transcript of the gene SLC22A5, whose product is annotated as solute carrier family 22 member 5. Gene Ontology annotation, biological process: transmembrane transport. The transcript has 9 exons. Gene Ontology annotation, molecular function: transmembrane transporter activity. The record is from RefSeq and is a predicted model, not a curated record. Gene Ontology annotation, cellular component: membrane. NCBI's taxonomy places the organism in Eukaryota, Metazoa, Chordata, Aves, Sphenisciformes, Spheniscidae. The coding region runs from base 113 to 1252 and encodes 379 amino acids.
GGGACCCCUGAGCACCUCCCUGUUCUUUGUGGGCGUCCUGCUAGGAUCUUUCGUAUCAGGACAGCUCUCAGACAAGUUUGGCAGGAAGAAUGUGCUGUUUGCAACUCUGGCAAUGCAGACUGGCUUCAGCUUCGUACAGGUCUUCUCUACCAGCUGGGAGAUGUUUUCAGUGUUCUUUGUGCUAGUCGGCAUGGGACAGAUAUCUAACUACGUGGCCGCAUUUGUUCUCGGCACAGAAAUUCUUGGCAAAUCAAUUCGCGUGCUGUUCUGCACGCUAGGCGUUUGCAUAUUUUAUGCAUUUGGCUACAUGUUGCUGCCACUGUUUGCUUACUUCAUCAGAGACUGGCGGAUGCUGCUGCUGGCACUUACUUUACCUGGGCUGCUCUGCAUCCCGCUCUGGUGGGUCAUUCCGGAAUCUCCACGGUGGCUGAUCUCCCAGGGAAGAUUUCAAGAGGCGGAAGACAUCAUCCGAAAGGCUGCAAAAACUAACGGCCUUACAGCCCCAGAUGUAAUACUUGACCCUAAUGAGCUGCAAGAUUUGAAUUCCCAGAAGCAACAGACGUACACCAUUUUGGAUCUAAUGAAAACCCGAAAUAUCCUAACUAUCACAAUUAUGUCAGUGAUUCUUUGGAUGAUAAUCUCUGUUGGUUAUUUUGGACUUUCUCUUGACACACCUAACUUGCAUGGAGACGUCUAUGUGAACUGCUUUCUCUCGGCAGUGAUUGAAGUUCCAGCCUAUGUUAUUUCCUGGCUGCUGCUUCGAAAUCUCCCUCGACGGUAUUCAAUGGCUGCUGCGUUAUUCUUGGGAGGCUGUGUUCUUCUCUUCAUUCAGCUGGUGCCUUCACAUAUUCGUGCGCUAUCUAUUCUACUGGUGAUGUUAGGGAAAUUUGGGAUCACAUCUGCCUUUUCAAUGGUUUAUGUUUACACGGCUGAGCUCUACCCAACAGUAGUGAGAAACAUGGGAGUUGGAGCAAGUUCCAUGGCCUCUAGACUGGGCAGCAUCCUCUCGCCUUACUUCGUUUACCUCGGUGCCUAUGAUCGAUUCCUGCCUUACAUCCUGAUGGGGAGCCUGACUGUGCUAUCAGGAAUUCUGACUUUAUUUCUGCCAGAAAGCUAUGGUAUGCCUCUUCCGGACACAAUUGAUCAAAUGCUGUUGGUGAAAGGAUUAGAAUACAGGCCUGCAUCUAGUAGCACAAGGGAUUCCAAGGAGGAAGAAGAAAAUCCAGAGAUUUUUAAAAGCACAGCUUUUUGAUGGAACUCCUGUGUACUUCCUGGUGAACUGAAAGUUAAAUGGACUUUUCUUCUAAAAUUCAUUCUAGAAAGGGCUAGUGGCAACACUUUGUUUCCUGUAAUUUUAACCUUAUUUAUUAAUUUAAACACUGUGUUCCGUACAUUCUCUUUUUAUAUGAACAUAAAUACUGUAUAGCCUUCAAUGAGACAUUUCAGGCACAGUUGUUUUAAUGCAGUAGAACCAUGGAACAGUAUCUGAUCAAUCCUUCAUAACUUCAAGUGUAUAGGUCAGCUGCAAGAUACUUGAAAAUGAGUUCAAGGGCUGGCAGGGUACCUGGAUUCCUCAGUGAACCUUCUCCAGAGCUAAUGCACGUCAAGAAGUAAAAAUUGCCAGAAAAAACUGCUAAUUGGUUUUGAUUCCUUGACUUCUGUCUCUGGACAGGAAACUUUAUUUAUUAUAGGGAAGGUUAUGAGAACAUGCCUCUCUGCAAUCUUACUCAAAUGACUUUGCACGUGCUGAAUUUGUUACCAAAUUCAGAAAGAUGCAAAGAAAGAUUUUGAGAAUUAAUUCUAACUUGAUAUGUUUUAACUCAACGUAGAUCGAAAGGAUUGUCUUGCACAAAAUAUUUGUAGCACUGAAGUUUUGCUCACAAAAUUCACUUGAUUCCAAUGCUGGUUUUCAACUGUACCUGUAUGGUGGAGUUGUUUCCAGGCCGUAUUUAUUUUAAAUGAUGCAAAAGGUUUCAUCUGUGUGCGGAGGGAGCGGUGUUAGUUUGGGGUUCUUCCAUUUCGAUGUGUGUUGGAAGUUUUAUGUCUAAAUUGUUUUAACGUCUUUGGUGCAAUUUGGAUGAUGGAAACAAUUCUGCUGUCUUCUGUGCUUUUCACACGUGCACAUACACACGCACACAAUGAAUGUAUUUAGAGCUAAAUUUUCGUGUUAAUCUAUGCCACUGCGUUGACCUCAUGGUGGAAUGUACUGAGAACUAAAUUCAGAAUAUACUUCUCAAGUGCCAACUGCAUGAUUGCUUUGAGGUCUGUUAUUUCACUUAACUCAUGUAAUCAGUGAAUUGUUUUCAAAUUGUUCUAAAAAAACCCACCAAACCUUGUUGACAGUCUGCCAAGAAGUUGUUCCUUGGGUUGCAGAAGCACUCUCGGCAUUACCUGUGUUUCUUUGAGUGUACAUAUAUAUUAUAUAUAUUUAAUCUCAUUUGUGCUGUUCUGAUCGUGCAUUACAUCAUACUUUGACAGAUGUGAGCGGUGAAAGAUUUCUCUCUUGUGGCACUCGUUUGUGUGUGUUCUGUCCUGUAGAGACUUAAUAAACAGAACCUAAACCUUUGUAGCCAAAGCCCUUAGGGGCCUUACUCUCUGCUGCGGCAGCUGGUCGUGGAAGACUUGCAUUUUCCUACUGUAUUUAAAUACGUAGGUGGCAUCAGCUGAUUCCAGUCUUUUGUUAACCAAUACCACAUAUUCUGUCCGUGAUAACCAGCUCCGGCAGUCGGACUCAUGCACUAGUGUGUGCCCUCCAGACUGCUUGUCUUAAAAACAAGAAAGUAGAAAAAACUGCAUAGGCUGUAGUGGGGUUCUUUAAACUCUUCCUACCAGUGUCUUGAGCUUUAGGGUUUGCUCCGCUUUCCCUGCAUUUUCUCGCCUGCUUGUUUAGUAUUUUAAUUUCUGGAUGCAGCAGGAAGUUGGCCAGUCUUACCAGGUCAGAGAAUGAUACAGAGAAAGGUAGUUUUGUUGUGUCCUCAGUUCUUCUGAGGAGAGAAAUCCCAACGUUUGGGCAGGUUCCGUGUCACUCCUGUUUAAUAGGUUGACAGGCCCUUGGCAGAUGGGUUUAAAAUGCAGUGUGUGAUUUGAAGCUAGCACAAAAAUCGAGAAUCUGGAUUUUGCAAGCCUCGCUGCACAUCAUAUAAUAGCCUUGACAUGAGCAAAUACGUGUCAGGAGAGAGCGUGUAACAGCCAGUCUCCCUUGCCCAAAGACAUGAUACAAUUUGUCAGGCUUACCACCUUUUGUGAAAUGUUCAUUGCAAACUUAAGAAUGUGUUCUAAAACUUGGUACAGAUGUUUUUCUUUGUAAACCUUAUUUCUAGGAACUGGAACAUUUAGAAGCAGCAGCUUUUCUGCGUGUUGUAGAAGAAUUAUCUGAUAACCGCAGGAAUCUGAGGCAAAACACACUUAGCUACAGCUUCCUUGUAAUGGAUUUGCCAGUGUAAACAACCGUGUCCCAUAAGUCUCUUCCUGUAAACUGUUUCAGAAAAUACCCUGAAAUGGAAGAUACGUGCUUGCCUGAUACAUGAUCUAGUAUGGAAAUUCCUGUCCUAAAGUGCAGAGUCCAUUUAAUGUCUGAUUUAGCUAUAAUUUCUUAUCCACUGUUUUAUCCAGGUAUGUGCCUUGACAGUGAGACUUUUGUUCUUGAAUAUUUACAUAUUCUGAUAUUUACUGAAGAUUUUGUGAGGUUUUUUGUUCUUUUGUUUUUUUUUUUUUAAUCCAGUCAAAAUUGGGAAUUUCCUGGUUAUGACUAAUACUAUAAAACAAUCCAAUCUCUUUGUGUCCAAAAAAAUACAUAUUUUUCCUUGCUCAUCUUUUUUUUUUUUUUUAAAACAAAAAGUAUGAGUCAGAAAUGUAGAAUAUAUUUAAUAUAGCGUCCUGGGUUAUUUUGUAUUUACUUUUUUAUCCUACCCUUCUCAAGUUUAUCUCUAAAACAAGGAGCUUGUUCUAGUGGGUAGACAGAAUCCAGCUACUACGUUAUUUCCAAAAGAAAUUGAGGGGAUAUUUUAAUGUAGGCAGGUGAUCUGAUCUGUGCAAAUAAGAUGUCGAUGAGAGGAACUGACCCAGUAAUUGGCAAAUCUGAGAGUGGUAUCAGUGCUGGCAACAGGUGAGAUUUGCAGCACUAAGUGUGGCUGUGGAUACCUGCAGGAUAAAGCGCUGGUGCCGCGCCGUGCCUUGGCUCUGAAAGGUGUCUGCCGAGUGCCACGUUUUCAGACGUGACUGACUCCUAGACAGUGUAUGGUCUCGUUAAUAGACGCGUCGGCACGUCGCUUUGCGUUAAUGCUGAUGCGAAGCAGGAUCUGGACCGACUUUCUGAGACUCUGCUGUAAACGGACCACUUUAACUGACAUUUUUGAGACGUGUUUCACUCGCCCCCGCGGAGCUGUUGUGUGAGUGUCGUGAAAUGAGUCACGGUCCACGUGGGAGGUGCUUCGCUCGGCCUCGUGGUGGACAAGGGAUGCACGGGACAGCCUUUAAUCCCGAGGUGAAGUCGCACACAGAUUGUCCCUUCUGUAAAGAGUUGGUGGGUUUUAGUACCAGUAUUUGAACACACCUAGACACUGGUCUUGCCUAGUGUGCUGGCUAGUGGGGAAGGGCCUGUUCUGCUGCUCUCGGGGAAAGCCAGAGCUUUUGCUCCUGUUAUCCUCAAAGAAGUAGGGAGUGACACUUGGUAAGGGGGAAGGGACAGAAUUUGCCUUUGAAAGAGGAGUUGUGAUAAACCUAUGAGCUCCUUGUACUGUGGAGGAAGAUAAUAGAGACUUUGACAUUCAGGCUAACCUUAACCUGGGACAUACUGAAUGGUUUUGGUGCCCAUAACCUGUAUGACAGCAGCAACACAGGUUAUACAAAACUAUGUGGUUAGGCAAAACUCUCUGUUGCUAGAGAACGAUGCACACGACAGUAUCUUCACCAAGGAAAACAGCAUACGGCCUCGAGUUGGGAACUAGGACCCCUUCCUUUCCAGCUUAGACUGACUUCUUUCAUCGUCUGGCGUGUCGCGUGAUCCUGUGACUUCAGUUUCUUUGCUUGCAAGUGGAAAUACCGUUAACUCAAAAGGAACCCUAAUUUCUUGUGAUGUUCGUGCUCCACAGUCUGUGUUUGUUAGAUCCUCUGUUUGACUCUCCUGACGGUGAAUGUAAUGCUCACGUGAACAUCAUUUAGUAUUUCAUCGUUCAGAAGCAGGCAACUUUGGAUGACUUCCAACACCGUUUUUGUUAGGAGGUGUGAUCACCUCCUCCCCUGUUUCCAAGUUACCAUUUGGAAGAAGAAAGCACAGGGAGGUGGUGCAUUGCCCAGGGAAUUGGACUGCAGUAAGUCAAGCAAGGAUUGGGUUUUGAAUGCUUAAUCAUACUCGUCUAAUUGCACAGCCCCUUCAUAGUUCUACGCGAAGCUGCCUGCGGCGUGCACGCCUGUGAGGAGGGGCAUUAUUGAACACUUUCCCUGUGCGCUUAACUACAUUGCAAAAAUACCGUUCUCUUCAGAGGACUUUCAUUUUGAGAUACGGUGAUGCUAAUGCUGUAUCGCUGAUCUCAUGGAAUUUGGGAUUAACGUGACUUAUACCCAUCUCUGCUUUACAGCCGGUUCCGUUUUAUAGCGUCGCCCAGAGGGGCUCUUCUUUUUAAUGCUCUCCAGGGGCCUAUGCACAUGAGCACAGUAAGCACGUGAAACUGGUGGGCCUGUCUCUGCGAAUAAAUACCUAUUUCAAUAUUUGUAGAAUAGAACCUUAAUCCUGGCAGUUGUAAAUGGUUUUCUUAAAGCAUAGAAUCGGCUCAGGCACCAUAAUGCCUUACUUACAAAUGCCUUUGGGGGUACUUUAGUAAUGGCCACAGCCUUGUAUAUAGAAAGAUACAGAAAUUUCUUCUAAGAAUGUAAAUAUUCCUAGCUGUAACUAAAUUGGUUCUUACCCUAGUUUUUUAUAGAAAAAUGCUUGUUAUUUGUAAAGUUCAGAAUAAAAUCAUAUC